UCAUCGCUAGCAAAACAGCUGAUUUGGUUUGUUUUGAAGGAAAAUUGUUUUUUCUUUGGAUUCGAUUUAAAAAAAGUUAAAUAUGCUAACUUCCAUGGUUAAAGAGCACCACAAGGAGCAGGUGAAGCGAAAACAAGAGCAGGAGGUGCGACGCAAGGAGGCCAUAGAAGCCUCCAACGAACUUACCCAAUCCCUGGUAGACACCCUGAAUGUGGGCGUGGCUCAGGCCUACCUGAACCAGAAGCGCCUGGACGCGGAGGCCAAACAACUGCACAUGGGAGCCACCAAUUUUGCAAAGCAGACCCAUCAAUGGCUGCAGCUCAUUGACCAGUUCAGCAGUGCUCUGAAGGAACUCGGUGAUGUGGAGAACUGGGCACGCAGUAUUGAGGGGGAUAUGCAUGUGAUAAACCAGAGCCUGGAACUGGCCUACAAAGCGUCUCGAGCGGCGCAGACUGGAACUGCAUGUGGAGCAGCAGCUGCUGUGGAAGCCUCCACUUCAUCGUCGGCAAGGCCAAAUCCUAGUGCUACAUAACUACUUUUAGGUUUACUCUCUGUUUCCAAAUAAUUCAUAAUAUAUUUUACUAGUUUUCUGUUUUGGUUAUAACGCUUAAGGAAUUUGAAAGAAAUACAUUUAAUCCUGAUUCCUGUUGUUAAAUAAAUUGAAUUUAAGUUAAGAUUCCUAAAUUCCUUAACAAGGAAAUCUAUUAAUAACUCAUGACAUACGCACUUCUGUCACUCAGAAAGACCAAUUCAAUAAAUAAAGAACAAAAGACUCAA
Drosophila suzukii is the source of this 777-nucleotide messenger RNA. It is a transcript of the gene Blos1, whose product is annotated as biogenesis of lysosome-related organelles complex 1 subunit 1. NCBI's taxonomy places the organism in Eukaryota, Metazoa, Arthropoda, Insecta, Diptera, Drosophilidae. Gene Ontology annotation, cellular component: BLOC-1 complex. Gene Ontology annotation, biological process: endosomal transport. The record is from RefSeq and is a predicted model, not a curated record.